AUGCAUGGUGUCAGCAAGGUCAGUCUGAGCAGUAAAUGCUACACAUGUGGACGUUAUGGACACUAUGCCAGGGAUUGUCAUAGCAAUAGUAAUAGCGGUUUUCCUUGGAGAAAUAGGUCAGAUAAAAGAGCUGUUGUGGAGUAUGGAAACAACAAAAGACCUUAUCGGUGCUGUAAGUGCAAUGAACAAGGUCAUAUUGCCAAAGAGUGCAGUAUGGAUAUAGAUACAGGCGCCUGUUAUAGCUGUAGAAAGCCAGGCCACAUACAACGAAACUGUCCCAACGGGACCAGUGGAGCGAGCAACUGGCGUACUGAAAAUGUACAUCGAUGGUCAGAUGAUCUCAAGUGUUAUUGCUGCGGUGGUGUUGGUCACAUAUCACGGGUGUGUCCCACAGCUCAGCGUGAUAUGUUAGGAAAUUGUUCCCUGCUUAAAGACUCGCAUAUGAGAGUGAGGUAA
Messenger RNA from Physella acuta, 456 nucleotides. RefSeq names its product DNA-binding protein HEXBP-like. NCBI's taxonomy places the organism in Eukaryota, Metazoa, Mollusca, Gastropoda, Physidae. Gene Ontology annotation, molecular function: nucleic acid binding; zinc ion binding. The record is from RefSeq and is a predicted model, not a curated record.